Molecule: messenger RNA, 877 nt
Organism: Colletotrichum acutatum
Lineage: Eukaryota; Fungi; Ascomycota; Sordariomycetes; Glomerellales; Glomerellaceae
Product: cytochrome P450
Exons: 2
Coding region: 13-630 (205 amino acids)
Molecular function (GO): oxidoreductase activity, acting on paired donors, with incorporation or reduction of molecular oxygen; iron ion binding; heme binding
Source: RefSeq, a predicted model, not a curated record
GCGGUCAUUGACAUGCAUCUUAAGGAGCAACUCAAUCUUGCUGUUGGGGGAAUACACACCACCUCUGCCGUGCUCACCCAGACGCUGUUUGAACUUUCGGCACAUCCUGAGUAUAUUCCAGAGUUGAGGAAAGAGGUGGUUGAUACUUUGGUCAAAUUCGAAGGCGCAUUUUCGAAAGCUGCUUUGUGGGAUAUGCACAAGUUGGACAGUUUCAUUCGGGAAACUCAUCGCCUGAACUCGCCAAAUGAUAUCUUAGCAACUCUACAGAGACGUGCUAUCCAGGAUGUCACCCUCUCAGACGGUACCUUCAUCCCGAAUGGCACAAAACUCGAGUUUCCCACGUUCGCUAUCCACCGUGAUAGUGAGUUCUUCGAUAACGCUCCUGAUUUCGACGGUUUCAGAUUCUUGAAGCUACGUCAAGAAGAUGACAAAGAAGGCGGAAAGCAUCACUACGUCAGUGCUCGCAGGGAUAUGUUGGGCUGGGGUUUAGGAAAGACGGCAUGUCCUGGGCGGUUCUUAGCCGAUGUCGAGAUCAAGCUGAUUGUCGCAUUCAUCCUGAUGAACUACGAUAUCAAGAACCCGGACGGCCAAGGCAGACAUGCGCAUGUUCAUUUCGAGAACCAGGUAUGAAGUCUCAUUAGAUAUUCAAAAUCAAAUCGGCAAUGACUGACAAUCAAGCAGGUUUUCCCUGAUCCCGUCAACCCAGUACUGAUGAAGAAGAUUUUGUGCGAAGACAUUGACGAAAAUGGCCAUGUGAGACAGUAGAACAGGGGGGGGCUGCACGUGAAAAUCGCCAGAGCAGCACUCAAGGAUUCACAUUUCUCGACAUGGGAUAUUCUUUUCCUUUCGUAAAGUGUAAAGUCAGAAAUUGGCAGAC